Closterium sp. Naga37s-1 is the source of this 2724-nucleotide messenger RNA. Lineage: Eukaryota; Viridiplantae; Streptophyta; Zygnematophyceae; Desmidiales; Closteriaceae. The record is from the annotation of a GenBank genome assembly.
AUGUUUCUCGGCCCUCCCUCCCUUUUCUUCCUUCAGAGCGAUGAUCUCGACGAGCUGGAUGCGAUUCUCUUUCCAUCGCUGCCCGGUAGCAUGGCCAGCAUCGCCAGCAUCGCUAGCAGCAGCAACCUCAGCAGGCCCGCCGCCGUUCUCCCGCCGCCUCAGCAGUGCCACCCCUUCCACCAUCGCGAACAUCCGCGUCACAAGCACAAGCACAAGUACAAGCGCGCUCACGCGCUCAAGCAGAAGCACUCCCAACAGUUUCGCGACGCGUCCGUUUUUCGGCGCGACAGCGCGGCGGCGCGCAGAGCGUUGGAUCGCCUGCUGUCGGACGGUGGGAUCGCCGGCAAGCGAGCUCGCAGCGCGCGUGGGAGCACUCGAGGCGGUUGCGAUUGCGGCCAUGACGGUGCGAAGAUCGAGAGAGGCGCGGGAGGGACGGCGCUGGAGGUUCGCGAGGUCUGCGAGACUGGCGAAAUUGGCGUCGUUGGCGAGGACGACCGUUGGCGAAGCGAAAGCAGACAGUUCAGUGUGAGGCGUGAAGGAGGAGUGGCGGAGACGCUCAAGUUCGAUCGGUUGGAACUGGUUGAGUCGACUCUGAGGCCGGUGGUUGAUCUCACAUGCGAACCGAGGAACGGUGCGAAUGGUGCGACUGCUGCGAACGUCGCGGAUGCUCCGAACGCCGCGAACGUCGCAGAUGUUACGACUCCCGCCGCGAACGGUGCAGCGAACGGUGCAGCGAACGGUGCAGCGAACGGUGCGAACGAUGCUCCAGGUGGGACGAGCGGCGUCGACGGGCGAAGCAACGGCGGUGCCGCCAGCGGGGCCGACGAUCAUCUCGCGAGUCGACACGACGUCGACGGCAGCGCAAUUAACGUCUCGCGAAGCCACGAGAAGACCGCGGAGUGUCAUUGCGCUUUUCGCGGAGAAGAAGGGGCUGCUUGCGCAGGCAGGAGCGAGGACAGCAAGGGGAUUAAGGGAAUCAACAGUAAGCGCCCGUGGUCUUCCCCGCUCGUUGCGUACCUCCUCUCUCCGCCGUCCCCUCGCCCCGCGAAGCGCCGAAGCCUCCCCGUCACGCCCGCGCCGUCGCCAAUUUCGCAGGGGGGUUUACCCAGUGGUUUCUUGUCGCCCGGAAUGGAGACAAGGGUUUUCAGACUUCCCGCUGCCGCCUCCUCCUCCGCACCUGCUGCUACUACUGCUCCCUCCGCCGCCGUCGCCGCCGCCGCUUCCGCCGACGCGCCUGCCUCUCCUGCCGCUGCUGCUGCCGGCGCGUUCCCGUCGCGGCGGUGCUCACACUGCUCGACGACAACGACGCCACAGUGGCGCACGGGGCCUCUGGGCGCGAAGACGCUGUGCAACGCGUGCGGCGUGCGGUUCAAGUCCGGGCGCCUGUGCCCCGAGUACCGCCCCGCCAACAGCCCCGGAUUCUCCCCGAACCUGCACUCGAACCUGCACCGGAAGAUCGUCCAGAUGCGGGAGAGGCGCGGCGGCGAGGGGGACGAGGGGGGUGAGAGGGAUUGCAGCCCUCAAGACGGGGUUGGGGCAGGGGAACUUGUGAGGAGGGAGGUUCUGGGUUUAAGGAAGAUUAAGAAGGUGAAGGAGUGUGUGGAGGGAGGGACGGUGGAGAAAGAGCAAGGAAGAACUGGAAACAUGGGUGUAGCAGUACUACAGGAGAAGGCUCAGGAAAGGGUUCAUGAGAGCGUUCAGGAGAGAUUGCAGGAGAGGGUUACGGAGGGUUUGGAUGAGGAGGUUGUUGCCAUAACCCCUGCCAGCCCCGCCAGCUUUGCUAUGACCCCUGCCAGCCCGUCUAUAAGCCCGGACCGCAUGCGCCACCUCGUUGCGCGGGACCCUUCCGCGGCCUUCGUUCCGCCGUCGCUCGCCUCUUCCGCCUCCGCCACCUUGCGCUGCCCGCAAUGCGCCGCGCCGAUAUCAAUCCCGCAGCCGACAGUAAGCUCUUCUUUUCUCGUUCCCUCGCGUUUCUUCGCCUUUCUUCACCGUCUUCCACUUCAUUCCACCUUCUCCCCCCGUCUCUCCUCUCCCUCGCAUCAUGCUUUCCCCAUUAUCGUCCCUUGUCAUUCCGCCGCUUCAAUCACCCAGUCCCGCGCAACAGGCGCGAAUGGCGCAGCAGCAAACAACCCAGGCCAUGGGGGGCCUUCCGCGCGGACAGAGGGAGGCGGAGCGGGGGGAGGCGCAGGGAUAAGCGGAGGGGGAUGGCGCAUGGCGCCUUUCAUGCGGGAUAGCCUUGCCACGGUGAGAUGGGAGGGUGGGGUGGAGGGAGGGGAGGGGGGAGAGAAGGGGGGGAGAGAAAGGGGGGAGAGAAGGGAGGAAGGGGGAAGGAGGGGGAGGGUGAAGGGGGAGGGAGAAGAGGGGGUCACAGUCACGGCCUUGCUAGGCGCGGCCAUGGGAGGAACCAUUGCGUCCGUCUACGCUUUCAACGCAGUGAUGCCUCGGCUGGGCAAGCGCAUACCCGGAUCCAGGGGACUGCAAUACCUAUUGGGGGUUCCGCCAGUGACAGUGGCUGCAGCAGCAGGUGCAGGAGUGGGAGCCGGCACCCUCCCUGCACUCAUCCAGCUCUGCAUGUCAGCGUACUAUGUCACAUCCGCGUCAACACAUGCUGCUGUCAGUGCGGCAGAGCAAAGGGUCAUGGCUAAUGCUAGUGGUGCUGCUGCCGCUGGUGGUGCUAGUGGUGGCGCUGAUUCAAUAAGAAAAGAGUCUGAUGCCGCUAAAUGA